GUAAGUAAGAAGGAGCUUGGGGCACAAGCUAGGUACCCCUCCCACCAAGUUAAUUAAACAUCAAUCUCAUCGUCCAGCUUGGAUGCGCAUAACAGAGCAUCGCGAUGAUCAACGCCGUGCUGGUCUUUAACAACUCGGGCCAGCCUCGUCUGACCAAAUUCUAUACACAACUGGAAACAAGCGUCCAGCAGCGCUUGAUAUCAGAAAUAUUUACGCUUGUAGCCAAUCGUCCAAAUUCGUCAUGUAACUUUCUCCCUCUUCCGCCCCUAUUGGCCAACAGCAGCAAAUCAACUACGCCGGGCGCUCAACACAAUGAUACACCAUCCCUCGUUACGUAUCGACAUUAUGCCACGUUGUACUUUAUCGUCAUAUCCACAUCGACCGAAUCACCUCUUGCCCUCCUUGACUUCAUACAAGUCUUCGUGGAAGCUCUUGAUCGCUUGUUUGAGAACGUCUGCGAACUGGAUCUCAUUUUCAAUUUCGAGACGCUCCAUGCCACGCUGGGUGAGAUGAUAGUUGGGGGUGUGGUCGUAGAGACUGGGCUUGACAAAGUGGUUGAAGGCGUGCGAAGCCAAGGAAAGGUUGCUAAGAGGCCGGUGAAUGAAAGCAAAGGAGGACUUACACUCAGUGGCUUCGGCAGAGGGGAGGUACCAUGGGCUGGAAGGUAGUUGAUUUCAGAUGAGACAUUUAAGCAAUAAGGAUAGUCACUCUCGAACUUCCUCCGAGCUCACAAAGGUGUUGUACUCAACAAUACGUCAAUCAAAGCCUGACCUGGCUCUUCGUUGACCUACGAGAGCUACCAAAAGCAUCGAAUCAUGUAGGGAACGUCUCGAGCUGUGGCACAGCUAGCGACACAGGACCAUAUAAGAUUGGGCGAAGCAAUUCCCUGGCUGAACGCACAGGGGUGACAAAGUGUCACAUUAAUUUAGAUAUUAAACGGUCAGUGAUACCCAAUGAGCCGACUAUCAUAAUAAUGAAGGCCCUCAGUUGAAAAUUUUUGGUGACAUUUUAGUGGGUCAGCCCCAUAUAUGAGUCAGAACAUGAAAUCCCGCUUCAGAUAAACAACGUUCCCCGAUAAAUGAAGAAGUUGCAG
Pseudovirgaria hyperparasitica is the source of this 1093-nucleotide messenger RNA. Its product is annotated as Adaptor protein complex sigma subunit. The record is from RefSeq and is a predicted model, not a curated record. Lineage: Eukaryota; Fungi; Ascomycota; Dothideomycetes; Acrospermales; Acrospermaceae. Bases 105 to 668 code for a protein of 187 amino acids. Gene Ontology annotation, biological process: protein transport; vesicle-mediated transport. The transcript has 4 exons. Gene Ontology annotation, cellular component: intracellular membrane-bounded organelle.